Messenger RNA from Bolinopsis microptera, 1914 nucleotides. Its product is annotated as putative sodium-coupled neutral amino acid transporter 11. NCBI's taxonomy places the organism in Eukaryota, Metazoa, Ctenophora, Tentaculata, Lobata, Bolinopsidae. The coding region runs from base 31 to 1401 and encodes 456 amino acids. The record is from RefSeq and is a predicted model, not a curated record. Gene Ontology annotation, biological process: amino acid transmembrane transport. The transcript has 11 exons. Gene Ontology annotation, molecular function: L-amino acid transmembrane transporter activity.
GUUACAGUCGAGUUUAACACUAAUAGUGUAAUGUCAGAGGACACAGUAGACGAACAAGCUCCCAUCUCCACCAAGACAACGGCUACAUAUGAGACCCUAGAGAAUGCAGCUGACCCAGAGAAUGAGGUUUUUAACCCCAUAUCAGAUGAGGAGUCUAAAAGUACAACCUUCGGAGCUACCAUGAACUUUAUCAAUGCUAUCGUGGGUGCUGGAAUCGUUGCGAUACCGUAUGCGAUGAAAGAGUGCGGUCCUAUUAUUGGAUUAUUCUCCCUAGUCCUCAUCGGUAUCUUAGCAGGUUACACCCUGAUCCUGCUAUACAAAGCCGGGCAGUGGACUAAGAAGAACAGCUACAAGGAGGUUGUAGCCGCUACGUUUGGGGAGGCCCUGGUGCCAGUCCUCAUCGUUAUGCAGUUCUCAUUCCCUUUUAUGGCCAUGAUGUCUUAUCAGAUCAUUAUCUCUGAUAAUCUAAGUACUAUUAUCAGGGCUAUUGCCUGGGACUCGCCCUUAGCAGACAGACGACUUCUUCUUCUUAUCUCAACAGUCUUCGUAGUCCUCCCUCUAUCCUACUUCAAGUUCAUACAGUCCCUCUCCAAGAUUUCUCUAGCCUCCGUCAUAUCAGUCCUCUUCCUCGUCUGCACUGUCAUCUACAAGGCUGCUACUCAGACCCACCAAACUAGUCCUCCGGAGUAUGGUCUUGGGAAUUUCGUGAUUCAGUCUUGGGGAAUAAUCCUCUUCGCGUACGUGUGUCACCACAACAGUUUCCUGAUAAUGAACUCCCUGGAGGAGAGAACGGAGAAGAAUUACAACAUGGUUGUAUGGACUAGCAUCAGUGUUGCUUGUGUCCUUAUGAGCAUCUUCGGCAUCUGUGGUUACAUUAUCUUUACUGAUAACGUUAUUGGUAACAUCCUCCAGAACUUCUGUCCCUGUGAUACACUGGUAAACUUUGCUCGUGUUGCGUUCAUUGUUGGGGUUGUUACCACUUUCCCUCUCGAAUGUUUCGUGUGUCGGGACAUAAUCCAGUCAACACUCUUCAACAACAGUCCUCCCUCGGAGCUACGUCACGCCUUGAUUACAGUUGGUAUUGUGGCCUCAACUUCUCUUAUCUCUCUUGUCACUGACAAACUGGGACUCCUUCUAGAGGUUGCAGGUAUUCUAGCUGCUAUACCCUACGCCUUUAUAUUCCCUCCCGCUCUCUACCUAAAACUGGAUCCUAAUGGUUCCAAGGCUCACAUCGGCAAGAUAUCUGCCAUUCUCAUGCUCACUUUCGGGUGUCUUUUCUUUGUACUCGGCAUGACAGGUCUGAUAAUGAAAAUAGUAAAGAACGUCUCAGAAACACCCGAUCUAAGCUACUGUGUUGGGUUCUGUAACCGUACCCUGGCCGAAAUGACGGGAGAACUCUGACGGUACUGCUGAACUUUAGAUUGAGGAGAGGAUCUAACGGAUCCAGUCUUUAAAGCGAUGAUACGUGUAGCUGCUGUAAUGUAGCAGCUCCAUGUGUGGGGAACCCAUUCUCCUUAUAAACUAGAGCCCUCGCUAUCAACCCUUGGAAUACUCUCCACCUUAAAAUUAAUCCUCAAUGGUAUACCAUUGUAAUGCUUGUAAGCCUCUCAUCGGCACAACCUCUCGAACAACUCCUGGUAUAACCAUCUGAUCUACUAAUAUUACUGUGGAUGUUUAUUGUUUAUUGUUUAGUAGCUAACGUUUGCUGACCCCUUCAUUUACCUGCUUCGCUGGACGCUGAUUAUUCAAAUUAAAUUCUAAUUUAAAUUCUCUUUUGUGAAUUUGAAAUUUGUGUGCUUUUCGUAAUCCUGUUUUUGCUUUUUAUAUUCAAGAUUUUUAACUAAUAAUAACGCUUGUGUAAUUGUACUAAUUCAAUGUUAUCGUUGUAAUAAUUAUUGAUUCUAAUUUAUUUAC